Molecule: messenger RNA, 2070 nt
Organism: Asparagus officinalis (garden asparagus)
Lineage: Eukaryota; Viridiplantae; Streptophyta; Magnoliopsida; Asparagales; Asparagaceae
Product: polyadenylate-binding protein-interacting protein 4-like
Exons: 14
Coding region: 679-1767 (362 amino acids)
Biological process (GO): cytoplasmic stress granule assembly
Cellular component (GO): cytoplasmic stress granule
Molecular function (GO): RNA binding
Source: RefSeq, a predicted model, not a curated record
UCUCUCCGCUUUACCAAAUAUCCCUCUUUCUCUCUCUCUCAAAUCAUCACCCCUUUCUAAAAUAUCUCCCUCUUCGUUCGCUCUGGGAGAUCGCCAUGGCCGAAAUUCGUCGAUCUCAUCGCUGAACUCGUCGCUAAUCUCUUCACCGUUUUCCGAUCUCAUCGUCUCCGAUCUCAACUCUGAUUUCGUCGUCGAUCUCGUAACUAAUCUCUUCGUCGAGCUGCUGGUCUCGUCUCCGAUCUCAUCUGCGAUAUAGGUCGUCGAGCUCGCAGCUAAUCCGUCUCCGAUCUCACUCUCCUUUGGACUCUCAGGCACAAGACGAGAUUACAUAUUGGACAGCUAGUGAAAGAUACAUCAGCAAAGCUUAAACAAGCUAGUGAAAACGAUCACCGUGUUGAAGUUAACGGAUGAGGUGGCUAUGAUCAGCCAUUGUCGUCGAGAAAAUCAAGAUGCGAUCACAGGUUAAUGGCGAAGAAGGUUUCCCAGAAAUGAUAAAAGCCAUGUCUGGUAACAAUUUAACUCUACAAGUCAGGUAUUGUCUUGAAGAAAGCAAGAAAGAUUGGGAAAGGAAAGGAUGAAAGAAAUUUUCCAGUAGGGUCUACUGUAGACACCCUUGUUGUGUUUUUAGUUGACCUCGUUCAAGUUGUUGUGAAGGAUUUUCUACUUCCAGCAGAGGGGAUGUCUACUAGUGCUGCGUCUGAUGCAAUUGCAUCUGGAACCAUCUCAGUUUCAGAAAAAGCAUCAGAGCAGUCAGUAUCUUCUGAUAGUUCUCCCUCAGGUCAGGUUGGGGAUGAUAUGCCAAAGGGAGAAGGAACUUCUUGCAACCAUGUUGAUGAGGCUUCUGAAACAAAGCAAAUAGAAUGUAAAGUUCAUCCUAUGCCUCCUAGCAAUGUUGAUUCUCUUCAGCUGGACUUUGUUGAUGAUACUCAUACUGCGAAUGCAUCAAAUGAGCCCAGCAAGCCAGAUUAUCAGCCGGAGAGCAUAUCUACCAAUUCAAGGAAUUAUCCCUCACUAGAUACCCAAGCUUCAGCUGUUUGCCGUCAUUCUUCUUCGGUUUCAAAUAGUAGAACCUCUUCAUGCACCGGUCUUUCAACAUCGCCUAACGUGUCAUAUUCCCAAAACAACUCAUCUUGCAAACCAACAAAGGAAUUCAAACUCAACCCUGGAGCAAAAGUUUUCUCUCCGAUGUCUGCUAAUGCUAGAUUGUCACCUACAUCUGUACCAACCAAUACAAAUGCAGGCUAUAUAACAAGUUACCCUCCUGCAAUCCCAAUCGCUGCUGUACAAUCCGGAGUUCAAAAUAACUCCUUUGCUAGUCGCUCAACUCCUGCAAAGUUGGUCCAGUAUGAUGGCUUAGUCACUGGGCAUGGUGCAGCCCCUGUUCAAUAUUCUCGACCUGUGCGUAUGUUUAGCAUGGUCCUUGGACAUGCUAAUGCUUGGCAGCAACCAGUUAGAUUGAGUGGGCAACAUCAUCCUGUUCAAGCACUACCAACAUAUAUGCAGCCAACAUCACAAAUGGUUAUGAUUGGGAGGACAGGUCAGCUGGUGUAUUUGCAUCCUGUUGCUCAAGAUGUAACCCAAGGAGCACCGGUUUUGUCACAAGGAUCACCAUACCCACUGUUGAACCCAUGUCAAACCAAUCUGCCAAAGAUUCAAGGUGCUUUAGCUGCUCCUUUUCAGCUCAGCUUGGCCCCACCGCUUGUAACGGCUCCAGCCGCUCACAGUGCAUGGCCACAUUCCGUUAUCUCAAUCGUUCCCUCCUGUUAGGCCCCUUCUGGUCCCUGCUAGCAGUUGUUUUGGCAGCAAGUUACAGUGAACUUGAUCCAGAGUAAAUAAUGGCUUCUACGGGGAUUUUUGAUUCAGAUAUAAAACUCAGGAGACUUCACCUUUUUGAUCAAGUGAAGUGUUCCAAGCUUUGAUCUUAUUUGAAUUCAGAUGUUUCUAUUGAUUAUUAUAAGAUAUUUUGUAUGGAUAGACUUCAUUGUGGACCUAUUGGUGCAAUGAAUAACCGAAAUGAAAAAUUGGGCUGCAGAUUAUAUAGCUAUAGUUAUGAAUCUCAAGUUUGAAUCU